Effrenium voratum is the source of this 804-nucleotide messenger RNA. The record is from the annotation of a GenBank genome assembly. NCBI's taxonomy places the organism in Eukaryota, Dinophyceae, Suessiales, Symbiodiniaceae.
AUGAACUAUGAGGUUCGAAUUGAACAUCUUGAUCAAGGCUCCACCACUCUAAUUAUGCGGGGCCUGAACCGGCAGAUCACCAACUCCUUGAUGCUGCCCCUGUUGGACGAGUUGCCUCCACGGUUGCAUCAGAGAGCCUAUGACUUUGUGUACGUACCGUGGGCGACCAACGGCGCCUCCAAUAUAGGGCUUGCGUUCGUCAACUUUGAGACGCAUGACUACUGCAGGGCAUUUCUGCAGUCGUUGCGGUUGCCUGUACAUCAGAAGAAGCUAGUGGAGUACGGUGUUCGUUCCGUUGGCCAAGCCUUCGUCCAGGGCCGAGGGGCGAAUUUGUGCGCCAUCCUGGCGAAGCGCGGCCGCGCUGGUUUUGCCGAUCACGACGCGCCGUUGGUGUACAGUGGAGGACAAGAGGUACCUUUGCACUUUGUCCUAGAGAACGAGGGCAUGCAUCAAUGGCAGCGUGAGGCAGAAGUGGCGCAACCGUCAGCUGCUGCCAAGGGCAUACCGUCCAGAGCGCAUGCAGCGCAGACGUACGGAGCUUCUUGUUUUCAAGGUCAGCCGCAGCAACAGGCCCAGGCGCAGAUGUGCCAGCAGAUGUGCCCACAGAUGCGCCAGGGGCCGCUCCCACCGAUGCGUGGGGCACCGUGUCAGGCGCCGAUGAUGCCGGCGGUGUGCCAGGCCCAGAUGCAACAAGUGCAGCCGCCGCAGGCCUACAGCCUCGCAGAUGCCAAUUGGAACAUGGCCUACCCCCACCAGGCCGCCUCGUUGCCGAGUUUCGCACAGAGGACCACCUGGCACCUCUAA